Apodemus sylvaticus (European woodmouse) is the source of this 3858-nucleotide messenger RNA. RefSeq names its product SPATA31 subfamily F member 1 (gene Spata31f1). The transcript is spliced from 4 exons. Bases 1 to 3858 code for a protein of 1285 amino acids. Lineage: Eukaryota; Metazoa; Chordata; Mammalia; Rodentia; Muridae. The record is from RefSeq and is a predicted model, not a curated record.
AUGUUGAGCCCUGCAUGUUCUUUCUGGGACAUCAGUUAUCGUUUAUGUACCUACACCUCCAUCUUCAUCAUUUUCCUAAUUGCCUGGCAAAUAAGACGGAGAUACCAGGGACUGAGCUUGAAACCUAAAGAGAUCUGCUACCGGCAUCACCGAAAAGUCAGGCAAAGGGCUAGAGAUGCAGCGUCAAGAGCCAGGAGACUUUCCCAGGAAGAAGCUGAGAAGCCAUGGGAGCUGCUCUCUAUCAUGAAAAGCCAAAGCUGGAUCCCUAAGGAGGGAAAUGUGCGGCAGCUCCUGUGUUUAGAUCCCAGCUGUCAAAUCUGUGAGGCUGCAACUCUAGAGAUUCAGCAGUUGCUGCAGAGCGAGAGAAGCCAGCUCUCCCCUGCUCUGCUGGGCCUGCCACGGGGCUCUGCUCACUCUGCUCGCUUGGAGAUGUUGCCCAUGUCUUUUGAACGGAAUGUGGAGCUCCGUUCCAGGCACGCCAGACAUCUCCCACUGGUGCCUGGAAACCAAACACUCACACAACUAACUGAACGCUUGACACAGCUGACCAACGCAGUGGGUGUACAAGAGUACUGGACUGAUCAUCUCCAGCUAGAUCAAAAAUUUCAUCUAGCCAACAUGCCCAUGGUCUCAGAGACUAUGGGUUCUUCGAGGCUCAAGGAGCCUAUGGUCUUAAUGAUUGAGGAAAAUAUAAUGGAAAGCAAAGCAACGCUUGACCAGGAAAGCCAAGACCUUCAUCACGUGAAGUCCUCUGUGUCUUUACUAUCCCUGGAUCCAAAGAUUAACUUGACACAUACUAUGUCCUUACACAUGGACUCAAUGCUGUCUUCCCAUCUGCCACUGCUUACUCCUAAAGUCCGUGGGCUUCUUGAACUACAUGUAAAAAAACUGAUACAUUUCCAGAAGUGGGGUCUUCCCCGACGUGUGGAAGAGUCCCUGAGACAGCUUAUGCCGGACCCGACAUUAUUUUGUCGAUACAGAGAAAGUCCGUCUUCCUACAUUCUGAGCAGUAGUUCUAGGGACACUAAGGACAAAAUUGGGAUCACUUCCCACAAGGCAAACAACUUAUAUCUGGCAGAGCAGCCCAUCCAGACUUUCUGGGUGUCCGAAUGGCCUGUUAUAAACUUGAAACAAGGAAGGCCCUGGCACCAAAUCUAUACUUGCUUGCCCUCUCAUGAAGGUGAGCAUCUAAGGAAUUUCUAUCCAUUCCCCAAGGCAAAGGCUACCAACUCAGGGGACAACCUUCAGAGUGAACAUUAUAGCCAGUUAUUCUGUGGCCUUCCAUCUCUUCACAGUGAGUCCUUGGAUGUUACUUCCUUGAGCUCUCAAGGCAUCUGCAAGAAAAAGAACAUGUCCAAGCCCUCCAGAGAUGCUCAGUCCCCAGGGGCACUCUCAGGCCUUUUCUUAUCCAAAACACCACGCAAGUCAGCCCUGCCCUCUUCCCCAACUCCUCCAAAUGCCAAGACUCCCUGUGAGCAUGAAGGAACACAGAUCACCGUCCCUUUCCUGACUCUGGCUGAGUGUGAGACAUUGGAACGCCACCUCCUAGAGAAGCAACUCAAGAUUCAGUGGGGCCUGCCAGCUCUCUUUCUACAAAACCAGUACACCCAGAGCCGAAUGCCGUGCGAAGCACAGGGUAAAGCUAAGACAGCAAAAACUUUGUUGGACAGGAAGUCCUUCUCAUAUCCCACCAGGGAACUCUUCCCAGAGCAUGCGCGCAGGCUGCUGGAAUUCCACCUCCAGAAGCAGCUGAUUCACCUCCGAUGGGGGCUGCCCCAGAGGAUCCAGCGCUCCAUUCAUAUGCUCCUCUCUUCUGACCAGCCUUCCCUGUCCUGCAGGGACAGCAUGCUACCCAGUGCGAGCAUGCUACAGCCGGGGAAGCCAGAGGCCGAUGGGUCUGGUGACAUGUUCUCACCCACAGCGGGCGAAGAGCCAAUCCCCAUGCCACACUUGUUUGCCGAGGCAAGGGAAAUGUUGAAAAGCCAUGUGGAUUCCAAGUGUGAACAGAUCCACGAGGGCAAGAUCCCGGCCCAAGUCUGGAGCUCUUGGGAAUGCAGAAUUCCUGGGAGCUUGGCAGCAAUGGCUCCCUUCCCUUGGGUUCCACAAGACCAAUGCAGAAAGUUACAGGCAGAAAGUAAAAGUAACACUGACCUACAUCCCAAAGCUGUGCCCUGGAAACCAAAGACCUUCAGCCAGGAGACACAGACCUUAUCCGGUGCUCUCUUUGAACAUUGUAAGCGGCCCCAAGCCCUGUCUGAGGAAACUAUUAAGAAACUGGAGACAACUUUACAUCAUAAGUACCUGGCCUUCCUGUCAGGCCUGCCUGCCCUUUACUGUGUGGCUCUCUCUAGGCCUGCAUCGCCAGCAGUCACUAACCAACCUAGACUCAGAGAGAAGAUGUCCAGACCUGUCAAAAGCCCAUCAAAAGCUCUGACUCAAAUUACCCCAAUGGAGCCCCGUGCUCAGGAUGACAGUGGUGUGUCUGCUGACACUGUGCAAGAGUUUCAGCCUGGAGUACCGGCGAGAGGAAGGACAGAGAAGGCACCUCCAGAGCGCCAGUCUCCCCAAGAAAGACCCUGCUCACUAAACACACAUAUCUUGGCCAAACUGAAUUUCCACCUGAAAAAGAAGGUCCUAGCAAUGCAGUUUGGGAUUUCUGAAAGGGAGAGGAGAGAGUACAAAGAUGUGGCUACAGUCAGCCUUGAGAGUGAAUCCAUCCAGGAGUUCCUCAGGAGUCUACACAUCCCAGAGAGCACACUGCUACAGGGACAGCUCACCGUAAGCCCAUCCCCUCCAGCCCCAAAUACAAAAAGGGUCCACCUUAAAAAGCAGCCAGGUCCUGCAGCACAGGCUGUAUACCAGGGUCAAAAGCAACCUACUUCCAAAGCCGUGCCCUACAGUUCUGCCCAGCAGGGGUCCACGGCCUCACAAUCCCAAAAGGAUACGAUGAAGACCCAAGUCUAUGUUGACAUGGACACUGGAAGGAGAAAGCCCAGCCUAGAGAAACCCAUGGCCGUGGGGGACCUUGGGGAAGGGGAUGCAGGUCUUGGGUUUUCCCUGGUCUGUCAGAAGACACACCAAGAUGGAGAACAGGAACCAGAAAAGAAGCUCCUGCACAGAACAGCCCCGGCCUCCUCACAACAGGGCCACGUCUUUCAUCUUGAGGAUGCCCGUCCACACAGCCCCCAGAAGCUCCCUGAGCUUGAGUUCCCAGAUCCACCUCCAGAGGUCUUUAUGGAGACAGACUCUGAGCAGGACACAGAAGACAGUCAAAGCGAGGAAUCCACUGUCCCGGAAGCUGCAAGGAUCGCUGAAGGCCCCCAGCCUGUGGCCUCCCAGGCUGCCCAGGGCCUUCCUUUCCCAUGCUCACCAACUCAGAGAAAGCCUUUUCAGGGCCAACCUUGUCCAGGUCACUUUUCACCGGGGCAUAUGACGCCACCGUCUCCUUACUCUAAGUCCAGCCGUCUUCCAGAGGCUGGCUUGAAAAAUAAGAUGAAAUUCUUUUUUCACUCUAUUAACCCCAAGAUAAAGAGCAAAACCCAAAUGGAACCAUCCAUGGUCUCUACACCUGGGAAGGUGACCAAAACCAGUAAAGAAAAUGUUGAAAGGGCUCUGCCUCGAACCAAGAGCCUCACCAAGAAAGCUAAGCCAGAGGACUCCAGAGGGCCCAAGGCCCAGGUUUCGUCCUCUGAGAAGUCAGUGAUCGCCUCCUUGUUAACUGCUCCCUAUAUUCUAGACAGUAAGCUCCGGCCUCGUUCCCGGCAGCUAAGCCCUGUCUCGGUACUAGGCAACUCCCGCCAUUGCCCUCGGCACUGUCCUAAGUUGGCUUAUGCCAUUCAACACAGAAAUCCACCCUAG